UUGUUUACUUCCGGGUUGUUCAAGUCGAAAACAACAGAGGGGUACCAACACGCCCACAGGCGCGGAGCAAAGCGGAUUAAAGUACCGCAGAGAUGGCAGGCGAGGCUGAAGAUGACAUUCCGGAAUCAGGGGCAGUUUUCACUUUUGGAAAGAGCAAGUUCGCUGACAACAUUCCAAGUAAAUUUUGGCUUAAAAAUGACAUCCCACUCAGAAUAGCGUGCGGCGAUGAGCACACCGCCUUAAUAACAGAAAAUGGGAAGCUCUUCAUGUUUGGUAGCAACAACUGGGGCCAGCUCGGCCUUGGCUCCAAAGUGACUGUCAACAAACCCACCUGUGUCAAAGCCCUGAAGUCUGAGAAAGUUCAACUGGUGGCUUGCGGGAGAAACCACACGCUUAUCUGCACAGCCAAAGGGAAGGUGUAUGCCUCAGGUGGGAACAGCGAGGGUCAGCUGGGGCUUGGAGACUGUGAUGAGAGGACGUCCUUCAAGAGACUUGAUUUUUUUGAUUCACAAGGAUCAAUCAAGAUGCUUGCUGCGGGUUCGAACACCUCAGCAGCUCUCACCGUGAGUGGUAAACUCUUUAUGUGGGGUGAUAACACAGAGGGUCAGAUUGGUUUGGGUAAGGAGAGUCAGGUGUCGUCACCCCACGAAGUCAGUGUAGGCCGACCAAUCAGCUGGGUCUCCUGCGGGUACUACCAUUCAGCUUUAGUGACAGUGGAUGGCGCUCUGUACACAUUUGGCGAGCGGGACAGCGGAAAACUGGGUUUGGGCACCCACCAGCUUCCAGGGCACCGAGUGCCUCAGCUGGUGAAGAGCAUCAAGGAGCCAGUGAGGCAGGUGGCCUGCGGGGGUGGACAUACAGUGGCACUUGCAGAGGGAAGUGUGUACACGUUCGGCCUCGGUCAGUUCGGACAGCUCGGCCAUGGGACAUUCAUCUUUGAGUCCCGGGUGCCGCGUUUGGUUGAGCACUUCAAGAAGGGACGAGCCUGUCAGGUGGCCUGUGGAGAAAACCACACCGCUGUCAUUACGGAAGACGGGUUGCUAUACACGUUUGGAGAUGGCAGACAUGGAAAACUUGGUCUGGGGGAAGAAAACUUCACUAACCAGUUUAAACCAACGCUAUGCCUGCGAUUCCUGAAGUAUAAUGUUCAGGGAGCGAUGUGCGGCGGAUGUCACAUGGUGGUGCUGGCUCGGCCGAGGGCCCGGGAAACCGGUGAGGUCACGCUGGAGGACGACGAUGUGAUGGAAGAUUUCCUGGAGAAACCAUACGUGGAACUGCUGGGUAACACAGUUGACUCAUCUACGCUGCAGAGGAGCCUCUCCGCCCGGGUUCGCAGGAGGGAGAGGGAGCGAUCUCCAGACCAGUUUGGCACCAUGUUCCGCACACUGCCUGCCAUGACACCAGGUAACCUCCUCCCGCCACUGACAGCCUCCAGCCAGACCAUACCACCACGACUGGCUCCGCCUGAGGUGAUCCACGGAAAGGUGCUCAAUGGCACUUACCAGCACAGGAACGAGGGGUCAAUCCACCAGGAGCUGGCAGGUGGGGAGACAGACAGUGUUGUGGAAAGUCUGACAGACACUGACAGCGUGAGAGGUCUUGGAGAAACCAGAGACUUCCUCAACAUGACUCAUGUGAUGAAGAUAGACCCCAGUGAUAAAACCCUCACGCUGUCUCCAGUUCAAAAGAGGAAGGGUAAGAAUGGUAAGGCUAUAAAAGAACAGAGUCAAAGAAAGCAGAAAAAGCUCUCAAAGCAGAGCAGUUUCUCUUCCUCUUCGCUGUCUUGUAAGAGUGAGGCUGCCUCUCCCCUCCGGGCAUUACCCACUGAACUCCUGAGGAGUCGUAGCACUCGUACUCAGGGCCCGCAGAGCCCCCAGAGACAUCAGAAAAGCAACCAGAACAAGGUGAAUCUGAUCUUGGCUGUAGAGGAGUUGCAGGAGAGGCCCAGUAAAAACAAACCUACAAGCAUCAGGGACAUAAAUAAGGCAGCAUCCAAAGAGCAACAAAUGCAAGUUCACAGUAAAAGCCAGGUGAUAGGGGUUCACAGGAAGCUGGCAGCAGACUCAAAACAAAGUCCAGAAACUAUGAAGAAAAGAUUAGAUUUCAACUCUAAAUCUGCUAAAGUUGAGAAAGUGGAGUCUAAGCCUGUGAGGGUUAAAAGCAAACCCUCAGGAAUCAGUUCACCAGGUAAACUCAGUCAUACAGACUCAGCAAGCUUUCACCUGAGUGACACUUUGGAUGAAGAGAGCAUAGUGGGCUCUCAGCAGGUUUCUGAGGUGAAAAAAACCCCCAAAUCUAAAGAGAAGAAAACAGAUUUGUCUAAGAAAAACAAGAAUGAAAAAAACAUGAAAGAAGCUCAAAUCAAAAAAGGGUCAGAGGUUCAGGAAAAGUCAACAGAUCUCAGCCUGCAUGUUGGAGCUGCUUCGCUCGCCGCAGGAGCAGUUUUGAUCCAAGCUGGAAGACAAUUAAGCUCCACAUCCCUUUCUGAGAACAGUUGUGCAGUACUUAAAGAGAGUGUGACUGAAUCACUGAGUGAGGAAUCUGAAUCUUACGCUGCCAAUUUUAGCCACAGAUCUGCUGUCAGCAUCAACAUCAUACCUGCACCUGAAAGUCCUGAAAUGAGGACAAUCUCAGAUCAAAGUGAACAGCAGAUGGACUCUGCCGCAAUCAAAGAGGAAGAGGAGGAUAUUGACGAAGAGGGUGAAGAGGAAGAAGGGCAAACAGAUGCAAAAGUAAGCGAGGAAGAGGAGGAUGUUAGUCACAUUAUUAAGAAAGUGGCAGAGAACACUGAGGAUGAAAAAGAGAGUGACACUCUUCACUCUGGAGAGAAGUCAGACAGCGAUGUAGAUGAGGAGGAGGAUGAGAGCAAUGUUGUGGUAGAAGAUGAAGAAGAGGAGGAGGAAAAGAGUGGAGUAACAGAAAGUGAAAGCAAAGCAGAGACUGAAGAGAAAGACAGAAACGGAGGUGAUGUAGAAGAAGAGGAGUCGGAGGAAGAGGAAAGUGAGGAAGGGUCAAGUCGCGAAACAGAGAGCAAACGUGGAGAUACUGAAAGUGACUUGGAUGAAGGGGACGAGGAAGAAGAAGGGAGUUUGGAGAGUGAGGGUGAAGAAGAUGAGGUUGAAAGUGAGUCUGUGAGGUCUUCAGAGAGAGAAGAAAGUGAGGAAGAGAGGGAAACCGAAGAAGGAGAAGAUGAAAAAGAGGAGGAAGAAAAAAGUAGUGCUGAAGAAGUAGAAGAGAGUAGUGAAGAGGAAAACAGUGAAAUUGAGGAAGAAGAGGAGGAGGAACAAAGUGAGGAAAAGGAGGAAGAGACAGAGGAUGAAGAGGAGGCAGAAGAAAAAGAAGAGGAACAAAGUGAGGAAAAGGAGGAAGAGACAGAGGAUGAAGAGGAGGCAGAAGAAAAAGAAGAGGAACAAAGUGAGGAAAAGGAGGAAGAGACAGAGGAUGAGGAGGAGGAAGAAGAAGAAGGAGAAGAGGAGGAAGAAAGUGAGGAAAAGGAGGCUGAAGCGGAAGAUGAGGAGGACCAGAGUGAGGAAGAAGAAGAAGAGGAAGAAGAAGAGGAAGAGAAGGAAGAUGAAGAAGAAGAAGAGGAGAAGGUUGUCAAAAGGAAAAGGUCUGCUGAAGUGAAAAGACAAAGUGCUAAAUCAGCAACUAGAAGCAAACUAAGGUUAGGGGUCAAAGGUCAGGCAGCAGAACGUCACUGUGCGCCUUCAAACCGAUUUGAGGCUAAACAGUAACACAUGAGAGGAAAUCCAAUUCGUAAUCACCAGAGCAUGCGCCAUAGUGAGGGGUUUAAGUUCGGGCCUGUGGUUUAUUUGGAGCAACACCAGGACGAGUGCAGGUGUCCAUGAGUUGUGGUUGCAUUAUUUCUGCAUCUAGGUAGUGCUAUAAAGGAGGGGUAAUUUCAAAUGCAGCAUUUCUGCCAACAAACAUCAGCAAACACAAACUGUUUGUGUCUACAGUUUGUCACAGUGUGUUGUUAGCCAAAGGUCCAGACACUGUAUUUCACAGGGAGAGAAAAGAAAGAGCUAACUUCACUAAACGAUGGAAAUAGAUAAGGAAGACAGGAGGUUAUAUUUAUAAGUACGGACUGCUCAGUGGUAUUUGAUAAUUUUUUUUCAUAUUGUGAAGCAUGCUGCAAAGCAAACUAAGGUAGAUUAUCUGUGUUAGUUAAAGGUUGCAUUAAAAUAAUCUAGUGCAGGAUAAGCUGGUUAGCUUUCAGUAAGGUGAUGUUAUGAAUUUGAAGUUAAGUUGAUGAAGUUUAGAUUCAUUCACUGAAUUCCACCUCUAUAUUGUUUAGUAUAGAGACAGCAUAAACAGUGCUGACUGCAGAGAACAGCAGGGCAACUCAUAAAAUACCUUCUUACAUUUGUUGAAUUCAGUUCUCCACAGAGAGCAGUAAACCUCAGAGCAAUAGCCCAGAUCAGCUGAUCACAGCCUGUACACUCAGAAAAUAUACUGGAGCCCACAAUAGAAAUUGUGAUUCUUUUCCCCACACUGAGCCAAUAUAACCUAUUUUAGGGUUUCACUACCUACUGAAUCCCACUUUAACCCCUGAGUGUACUCAUUUUCUGUUUAGAGGCAAAGUCAUUUUGUACAAUGGAAGCAAAAGAAAAUAGAGCUAUUUUUGUUUCCUUCUUUUUCUCUGCUAAUUUUCAAUUAAGAUUUAAACUAAAGUUUGCAUUCUCAGUUAUUAAUAUUUUAUUAUUACAUUAAUACAGCACAAGCUUCAGUUAGCUUUGCACAAAAAUCGCUAGUAGAAAUGUCCUUCAAAGAGGUACUCUUUACUUUCUUACUUUGAAUACAUUCAUAGCCAGUACUUUUUCACUUUCACCUGAGUAAAGAAGUUAAAUCAGUACUUAAGUACAGAAUGUUUGUCCUUUUUCCACUUCUGGAAUACACAAGCUUCUUUGUGUUUAUCUGAAUUUUAUGUUUUCAUUCUGAAACAGCUGGAACAUUUGCAUGUACUGUGCCUUUCCCUCUUACAUGUUAACCACACCAUCUUUUUAAUUUAAUAUAUUAUGAAUGUGUUUCUUUAUAGCUUUCUGAACCCUUUCUCUCAUAACGUUGUGUUGUUUUGGGCUGCUUUUGUAUUUCCAUCCAGCCUUUUGCUUUUGGUUUACGGCAAUGCUUACUCAUGUUUGUCUUAAGUAUUGAUUUCAAUGCUUUUUGGUUUACUUAUAUUUCCUUGGAAGCCUUUUCUUUUUGCUUCUGCUUCUGCUCAGUUAUACAUGGCUCUUGCAACCAGAAUUCUCUGAAUUUCCAGUAAUAUGACUAAUAGAGUACCCAAAUAUUCUUCAAACCUUCAGCCUUAAUCUUUGUCUUGCUCAAAUUUAAAUAUUUUAUCUGGAAUUAUUUAUGUUGCUAUUUCUGUUAAUUUGUAUUUGUAAUAAAUAUUUGUGUUGCAUUACAUUGUGGGUUUUUUUAUGUAUUAGAACAUAGGACAUUUGUUAAAGUAGUUCUUAAUGAUACUUAAUAGUCAAAAUUGUUUGUGUACAUUCACUACUAAACAAGAUUGUAUUAGUUAUUUAGACCAGGCUGACAUCUGCUUCUGCUUCCAUUUCAUACGUAAUUGCAUGCCAAAAUCUUUCAUUUUUGUAAAUGUAACUUUCUUCUGAGAAAUUAAAAAAAAAAACUCUCAAAAAAACAAUCUCAGUGGAAAAAAGGCAAAAUUCAAUGAGUGUUAAACAUUAGACUGUUGUAUUUAUUGUAUCCAGUAUGUCUUGCCCUGU
Neolamprologus brichardi is the source of this 5729-nucleotide messenger RNA. RefSeq names its product retinitis pigmentosa GTPase regulator b (gene rpgrb). The record is from RefSeq and is a predicted model, not a curated record. NCBI's taxonomy places the organism in Eukaryota, Metazoa, Chordata, Actinopteri, Cichliformes, Cichlidae.